This is a messenger RNA of Camelina sativa (false flax), 1944 nucleotides long. NCBI's taxonomy places the organism in Eukaryota, Viridiplantae, Streptophyta, Magnoliopsida, Brassicales, Brassicaceae. The record is from RefSeq and is a predicted model, not a curated record.
AUGGCCACCACGCCUGAAGCCUCUAACACGUCUGACUCCAUCACCAUCAACCCAAACAACCCGAUGCUUCUUAGCCUGAAUAUGUCCAAUAUCACAAAGCUAACUCCCACCACCUACAUAAUCUGGAAGCUGCAAGUUCAUGCUCUUGUCGAUGGAUAUGGUCUUGCUGACUAUCUCGAUGGAUCCACUGAGAUCCCGGCGGCUACGGUAACACUCGGUGAUGUUGUCUCCAAUCCUGCUCUACUACAUUGGCGAUGUCAAGACAAGCUGCUUUACAGUGCUCUUCUUGGCUCUGUCACUCCACCCGUCCACCCUAUGGAACAUGAUGAUCAGAUCGAGCAGAUUAUCGAUGGUCUCCCUGACGAGUAUCGUCCUAUUGUCGACCAAGUUGCCGCACGUGAUACUUCACCCACCUUUGCUUAUGUCCAUGAAUGUCUACUUAAUCACGAAGCUAAGCUUCUCUCCAAGGCUACGCCACUAGCUUUGCCUCUCACAGCCAAUGUUGCUACCAAUCACCCACGUCAACAAUCUCGUAACGGUCACUACAACAACUCCAACAAGAAGUCCUUUUCUAAUCACUCCUCCGGUUCCAACUACGGGGGUGUCUCUCGCAACCAUUUUCAUCAGCCACUGCCCGCACAUGAAUCUCGUGGUUAUAAAGGUCGUGGUGCUACUCACCACAUGACCUCUGAUUUGGCGAAUCUUUCUGUUCAUGAGCCUUACAUUGGUGGUGAGGAUGUUAUUGUCGCUAAUGGCUCUUCGUUAUCCAUUUCCCAUACUGGUUCUAAACUUCUUCCCUCUCGCUUACGUGAUCUUCGCCUAAACAAAAUUUUGUGUGUUCCUGACAUCCACAAGAACUUGAUCUCUGUUUACCGCUUAUGCAAUGCUAAUAGUGUCUCCGUCACGUUUUAUCCUGCCUUCUUUCAUGUGAAGGAUCUCAGUACGGGGGUUCUACUUCUUCAAGACCGAACCAAGGAUGAAUUGUAUGAGUGGCCGAUUUCGCCGCAUCAAGUGACUACCUUGUCUACCUCUACUAGUUCUAAAGCUUCUCUUCCGGUGUGGCACUCUCGUCUUGGACAUCCGUCUUCUUCUGUUUUAAACACUAUGCUUUCAACUUUUGCAAUUUCUGUUUUGGAAAGUGCUUAUCAUUGUCUUCAUGUUCCUACUGGUCGCAUCUACACCUCGAGACAUGUUCAAUUUGAUGAGACUUGGUUUCCGUUUGCGAAUGGUUCACUACCGUCGUUGGUUCCUGCUACUACUCCAUCGCCGCCUCACUUGUCGUCAGUAGUCACUCCGGUUCCAUUUGUGUCUUCCUUGUCUUCACCGUCUAGUAAAACCCCCGGCUCCGUCCUUCACCCGGCUCCUCCACAACCGUCAUCACACACAACUCCGCUGCCAUCCCAGGGAUAUCAUCAACGUCAUGGCAUCAACUACGCUGAUACCUUUAGUCCAGUUAUCAAGACAACCACCAUUCGAUUGGUUUUAGAUGUUGCUGUUGCUCAGUCAUGGCCGCUUAAACAACUGGAUGUGAACAAUGCUUUCUUGCAAGGUGAGUUAACUGAGGAGGUCUACAUGGAGCAACCUCAAGGUUUUGUUGAUCCCAAUCGACCAGACUAUGUGUGUCGUUUACGUAAGCCGAUCUAUGGUCUUAAACAGGCUCCCCUCGCUUGGUAUCUGUCCCUUCAGCAACAUCUUCUCCAAACCGGGUUUAGAAAUUCACUUGCCGAAACAUCUUUGUUUAUAAAGAAGAGUGGCUCGGUGUAUGUUUAUGUCUUGGUCUAUGUCGAUGAUAUUUUGGUCACUGGUAACAGCUCUGCACACAUUGCUCAAACUCUAGAUUCAUUCGCUGCUCGUUUCUCCAUCAAGGAUCCAACCGACCUGAGCUACUUCCUUGGUGUCGAAGCAACUCGUACCAAAAUCUGGUCUCCACUUAAUGCAACGUAA